AUGGUGAAUGGUCAUUGGCUGCAUCAUUAUAACAACUCUAAAUUGUUUCAUAUUGAUGCAAUAGGCUCUGACCAUCUGCCAAUUCUCUUGGUUACCAACAGUAAUGUUUACCAAGGAAAAAAGCCAUAUAGAUAUUUCAAGUGCUGGUUUAAAGAUCCAACUUGUCAGCAAAAUAUUAAGGAUGCUUAUAAAACUAAUCUUAGAGGUUCCCAUGCUUUCAAAAUGGUCAACUGUCUUAGAAAUGUAAAAUAUGAGCUAAGGAAAUGGAACAAAAACCAUUAUGGUAAUAUUGAUCAAAAAGUUCAUUCUUUAACUAAUCAGCUCAGUAUUCUGAAUAACAAUCCUUACUCUAUUCAGAAUAAUGAGGCCAUAAUGGAGGUAGAACAAAAUCUUGAGUUGGCUCAAAAAGCUCAAGAAUCCUUUUAUGCUCAAAAAUCCAGAGUUGAUUUCAUCAAAAUUUAUGAUAAAAAUACCUACUAUUACCAUACUAAUGUUAACAGAAGGGGACAUUUCAAUCAUAUUAGCUCUCUAAAAUUAGCAAAUGGUCUUUGGUCUGAGGAUAGAGAUACUCUGGAGGACCUACUUGUUACUCAUUUCAAAAAUAUUUCCACUACCACUAAUCCUAUCUUAAAUGAUAAUUUCUUGAAUUGCAUCGAUAGUUGUAUUACUAAUGAGGAAGAUGACAAGCUUUUGAGUCCCAUUACUCUUGAUGAGAUUAGGAAUACCAAUUAA
This is a messenger RNA of Papaver somniferum (opium poppy), 732 nucleotides long. RefSeq lists its product as uncharacterized. Lineage: Eukaryota; Viridiplantae; Streptophyta; Magnoliopsida; Ranunculales; Papaveraceae. The coding region runs from base 1 to 732 and encodes 243 amino acids. The transcript has a single exon. The record is from RefSeq and is a predicted model, not a curated record.